CGUUCAAACUCCGUACAGACAGCACCCGUCCUCAGGAUCGAACCCGUGUCUCCAUCGCUGCAUUCGCUGUAAGGCAGCAACUCUACCGCGGCGCCGCCGUGACGGUCCAUGUGACCGCCCAUAUUCAGCAGCUCCACGUCAGUGAAAACAUUUUGAACCAGGAAGUGGAGAUAAAAUGGCUGCGAAAGACACGGUCGAGAGUUUGACCGAGGAGGCAGUUUGUCCCAUCUGCCUGGAUUUCUUCACCGAUCCGGUUACACUGGAGUGUGGGCACAACUUCUGCCGCUCCUGUAUCACACAGAGUUGGGACAGGGAGGGGAAAAACUCCUGCCCGGAAUGUAGAGAGGAAUUUACAGACCGCACCCUCAGGGUGAAUCGGGCCUUGGUUAGACUGUCUGAGAAAGCUCGAACACUGAGCCUGAAUCAGACAGAGAAGGAAAGUAAACUUCAGUGCGAGAAACAUCAGGAAGAACUGAAGCUGUUUUGUGAAACGGACAAGAAGCUGAUCUGUGUGAUCUGUCGAGAUGCGCGGGAACACAAGUCUCACAACUUCAGACCGAUAGAUGAAGCUGUUGAAAUCUACAAGGAUCAGGUGAAAUCUUCCUUCCAAUCGCUCACAAAAAAGAAAUCCGAGAUCGAGCAAAUGGAGCAGCAACAGAAAGAGAAGAUUUCUGUUGUUCUGGAACAGUCACACAACCUUCAGUCACAGAUCACAUCCCAGUUUGCUGAACUGCACCAGAUUUUCACUGAGAAAGAGCGGCGUGUACUCGCAGAUAUCCGGGAAGAAGAGGAGAAAAUUCGGAACGCAAUGGAGAAAAGGCUUCAAGAGAUUCAAGCAAAUUUAAAUUCCAUCCAAAAGGAACUCUCAACGUUGCAGGAACAGAUGGAUCAAAAAGACAACGGGAUAUUUCUGAAGGAGGCAGCUGGUCGGAGAAGGAGGGUCAGUGAUGAAGUUCGUACAUUGUCAGUGACAGAUGGUGCCUUGCCGAUUGAAAAGAUUCAUCACCACUUUGUGUUGAACACGUUGUGGAGAGAAACCUGUGCCAUCCAGCCAGUCUCCGUCACCCUGGAUGUGGAAACAGCGCAUGCGCGGCUCGAGGUGUCUGAGGAUCGGAAGAGGGUGAGAUGGACCGGGACCGUGAGGAGUCUCCCUGACACCGGGAAGAGGUUUACAGGCUGGGCGUGUGUGCUGGGAUCGGAGGGAUUCACAUCGGGGAGACAUUACUGGGAGGUGGAGGUGGCGGGGAGUCGGUACUGGAGUCUGGGAGUCGCCGCAGAGUCUGUGGAGAGGAAGGGAUGGGUCACACCGACCCCGGAGACUGGAGUCUGGAAUCGGGCGUGGGAUGACGAGUUUGAUGCAUUCACCUCCCCUCCAUCCCCUCUCCCCGCCCGUCCCAUCCCCGGGAGGGUGGGAGUUUAUCUCAGUUACGAGUCCGGGACAGUUUCAUUUUACGACGCGGACACCAAGUCCCAUCUCCACACCUUCACUGGGAAUAAAUUCACGGAGAAACUUUAUCCUUUCUUUGGCCUUGGGAUGAAAACCAGUGGCUGAGAAUCUGCUCCGGUUCCGCUCCGGGUGUGUAAAAGGGUCGGGUCCCGGGACCGGCGUCAGGAGCGGGGCUCAGGGGCUGUGGGGCAGAAACCCGGUGGACAACAGGUCGGCGCUGAACGAACGGCUCCCAUUUAAUCCCCAAAUUCCGCGUCGUGAAACAAACCCCAGUGAGCGCGGAAAUAAAACCAGGGGGAAUGUAAAUGUGGGAAGAGUGAAAUAAACAGCAACUGAAAUCA
Messenger RNA from Leucoraja erinaceus (little skate), 1788 nucleotides. RefSeq names its product E3 ubiquitin-protein ligase TRIM39-like. The record is from RefSeq and is a predicted model, not a curated record. Gene Ontology annotation, molecular function: protein binding; zinc ion binding; ubiquitin-protein transferase activity. Lineage: Eukaryota; Metazoa; Chordata; Chondrichthyes; Rajiformes; Rajidae. Gene Ontology annotation, biological process: protein ubiquitination.